Messenger RNA from Hevea brasiliensis (rubber tree), 1395 nucleotides. RefSeq lists its product as uncharacterized. The coding region runs from base 73 to 1143 and encodes 356 amino acids. The record is from RefSeq and is a predicted model, not a curated record. The transcript is spliced from 8 exons. Lineage: Eukaryota; Viridiplantae; Streptophyta; Magnoliopsida; Malpighiales; Euphorbiaceae.
CGUCGAGCUUAAUUUCGAGGAAAGAUUCGCCGUUCCAACCACCGAGCCGGUUCUUUCACCCAAUAUUUCGUGAUGGAGAUCUACCACGUACCGGCUAGCUUUCCUCUUCCGGUGCGUCAUUUUCAAAGAAAUUCGCCGUCAACGUCUUUGUCCUGCUCAGCCGCAGUUGUCAGUUCAAGUUCCCAGUCCGAUAAGAUUGAAUCGGAAUGUCGGAACCGGAUGUUUAUUCUUGGUAUGGGAUUUGUCGGGCAAUUCUUUGCCCAGAGCCUCAAAAAGGAAGGCUGGGCUGUCACUGGGACUUGCACAAGCAUAAUGAAGAAGAAGGAACUUGAAAAGAGAGGAUUUGAUGUUUGCCUUUUCGAUGCAAAUGAACCAGACAGAUUGAGCAUUCUAAGUACUUUGAAAUCUUAUACCCACCUCCUUGUAUCCAUACCUUCUAUUGUGGGCAUUGGUGAUCCGGUGCUUCGGCAUGGAGACCUUCUCAGAAGUACACUGAUGGAUGGAAAUCUUCAAUGGCUUAGUUAUCUGUCAUCUACUAGUGUAUAUGGUAACUGUGCUGGUGCUUGGGUGGAUGAGGAUUACCCAGCAAGCCCUGUAAGUGAGGUGGCUAAAUCAAGGUUAGCAGCUGAGGAAGGAUGGUUAAAUCUGGGCAGCAGUCUUGGGCUUUCAAUGCAAGUAUUUCGACUUGGAGGUAUCUAUGGCCGUGGUAGAAGUGCUGUUGACACAAUAAUUAAGCAGGAGCCUUUGUCAAAAUUUCAGAAAAUGAGAGUAUCCAGGCAAUACACAUCCAGAGUUCAUGUUGAGGACAUUUGCCAAGCACUCAAGGCUAGCAUCUAUAUGCCCUCCAUCAGUAGAAUUUACAAUAUUGUGGACGAUGACCCAGCUCCCCGUGAGGAGGUGUUUGCAUAUGCAGAGGAGUUGAUUGAGAAGAAGUGGCCUACCUGGGUUAGGCGAAGUACAUCUUCUGAAAGAGCUAUAUCAUGUGACAAGAAGGGUAGUUCCACAGGAGAGAAACGUGUUUGCAAUGAGCGUAUGAAAACAGAACUAGGAGUCACGCUUCUUCAUCCAAGUUAUAGAUCAGGAUUGCUGAGCAUUAUAGAUCAGAUGGAAAAUCCAUUUCAAUCCAGUCCAUUCCAAUCGUGAGCAGUUCUUUUGUCAAUAGAAUUUUUUUUCCCCCAAAACAAAUGUGAAUAAUUUAGAAUCCAGCAUAUCAUUCAAUCAUGGCGGACAAGUUUGUAUUGGCUUCUGGUGUUGUAGAAACAAGUAUAGGUUGGUGAGACGUGAGACAAAAAAUGUAUCUUGUAUUGCAUUUUGAAAAAUAUUGGAGCAACUUUUUCCCAAUACUGAGGGAAAUUGCCUCUCUCCCGCAGGUAUAAGAUUUAUGCUUUUAAACCA